Messenger RNA from Histoplasma mississippiense, 1134 nucleotides. RefSeq lists its product with no specific name. The transcript has 2 exons. Gene Ontology annotation, cellular component: nucleus. The record is from RefSeq and is a predicted model, not a curated record. Bases 1 to 1134 code for a protein of 377 amino acids. Gene Ontology annotation, molecular function: DNA binding. NCBI's taxonomy places the organism in Eukaryota, Fungi, Ascomycota, Eurotiomycetes, Onygenales, Ajellomycetaceae.
AUGCACCACGAGGCAGUUAUAUUGUCCGCGAUUGAUGAUUUGAAUGCCCAAUUGGUUCCUAAUUACACUGUGACCGCUGAGAAAUAUGGAAUCAGUCGUUAUACACUCUCACGGCGCUAUAGAGGUGUUCAAACGUCAAGAAAGGAAGCAACCUCUAUCCACCGCAAAAUCCUCACAGAUUCGCAAGAAAAUCGACUCCUUUUUCAUAUCAAUCGAUUGGCAGAUCGCGGUUUCCCUUGUACGCCCCAAAUCCUUCAUAAUCUUGUUGUUGAGAUAUUAAAAGAACCUAUUGGAGCCAACUGGGUGGCAAGGUUCUGUCAACGCCACAAGGAUGUAAUCAAGUCAGUUUACCUGCGAAAUAUCGACCAAAAACGCAAGAUUGCGGACAAUUCUACAUACUUUAAGCAUUAUUUUGAUCUUCUACAGGAAAAGAUCACUAAAUACAAUAUUGAACCUGGGAAUAUCUACAACUUCGAUGAAAAAGGAUUCCUAUUGGGCUUCAUCCACACCCUCAAGCGUAUUGUAUCAAUUAAUGCGCUCAAAUCCGGCCGUACAAUAGGUGCCAGCCAGGAUGGCAGCCGCGAAUUCAUUCCACUACUUGCCUCAAUUUGCGCCGAUGGAACCUCACUCCCACCUGCUCUCAUAUAUCAAGGGGAAUCAAGGGAUAUGCAAGAUACUUGGCUGGAAGAUUUUGAUAGCAAAAAGGAUCAGGUCUACUUUGCUGCUUCAGAGAAUGGAUGGAGCAAUGAUGAAUAUGGGUUAAUGUGGUUAAAGAAGAUCUUUGAACCUCAUACAAAAAAGAAAGCAGGGCGUGGAUACAGGCUUCUUAUAUUAGAUGGCCACUCAUCCCAUGUUAAUAUGGCAUUCAUCAAUUACGCGGCUCAGCAUAAAAUUUUACUUGCUGUCUUUCCUCCCCACUCUACACACCGAUUACAACCGCUAGAUGUUGGGAUAUUUGGACCAUUGAGCAAAUCAUAUUCUAAGCAUUUGAAUGAGCGAAUGAGAACCGGUAUGGGAUUUGUACGCACUACAAAGAGGUCUUUUUGGCAGCUAUUUGAUGCUGCUUGGAAGGAAUCAGUUACAUCCUCUAAUAUUAUAUCCGCGUUCGCUGCGGUUUGGCCUACAUUCAUUUGA